AUGUCGGACUGCGAGUACGACUCCGACGAGUACGAUCUCUACGAUGACAACUGGCUUUACAUCGCCGAGGACGACAAUCUUGCUGACGAUCUUGCCGAGCGCGCCGUCGCAUCCCCUCCUGCCCGCGACUACGACCUCGACGGCUCCGGCUACAACUCCGACUACUUCGAGUACUGGGUGGACAUUGAGUACAACUCGGACGGCUGGAACGAUGCCAAGGGCCCUCCCAAGACCAGCCUCUCCAACAAGACCGCGCCCGGUACGAAGAAAAGGAAGCGAGUCGCCCAGACUGGCCCGUCACAGAAAAAGCGCAAAGGUGCCCGAGGCCGCCAGAUUACCGAUGCCGCGCCCGACUCUGCGAACCAAGUGCCGCCCGUUCUCUGGCAAUCCAGCAAGGAGCGCAUCAAGCAGCACUUCGACGGCCCCAGAGCCUUGACCAAGGACCCAAAGCCCUUCUCUUUGCUGGGGGACUGGAGGACCCGCUUUGGCCUUGACGGAGAGCAGCCAAAAGGGAAAGAAGCCGACGUUGCUGGAGCUGUUCCAAAUGCCGCAGACGAGAUAUUGAAGGCUGUGGAAAUGGCUUCGGCUGCUCCAGAAGAAGAAGACUGGGAAGACGAGGGGGAGUCUGUCCAAGAAGAAGGAGAUGGCCUCGGCGACCUAAUCGCCGGGAGUGGUCUCGAUCCUCAGGCGCUCAUGCGUGCGCUCCAAGAGAAUCUUGCCGCCACUGGUGCUGCUCCGGCCGGCCUUGAUCAGUCCACGCUUCUAAAGUACGCUUUGCGUAUGCUCAGCGGCGAGGGAGAGGCUGACGAUAUUGCUGGCGAGCUUGCUGAAGACCUCUUCGAGCAAGCCGAGGAGGAUGACCCAGAGGGCAAAAACAUUGCGGAAUGGGCAGCGAAGCAGAAGGACAGACCAGAUAACGGUGAUGAGGAGGAGUCUGGCGCAAGUCUCGAUGGGGUCUCUGGGCCUGUGCGCAAGAGCAAAACCACACUUCCUCCUACCCCUCCGACGAACGAGGCGUCCGGUACUGAGGGGAAGGGCAAGAAGAAAGCUGUUGAAGUCCCGGCACCAACGUCUGUCGCAAGCGGACUCCGGUCCCGCAAGCGUAAAGCGGCGGAGGCCGUGCCGGAUGAUGAGCCUCCCCCGCGACCGAAGCGUGCUACGCGCUCUUAUGCCGCACCAACAGCCAGCAGCAAGUCGAAGACCGCCGAGGUUAAGGGCGGUAAGGGCAAACGUGGCUAG
Diplodia corticola is the source of this 1239-nucleotide messenger RNA. RefSeq names its product nuclear polyadenylated rna-binding protein nab2. The record is from RefSeq and is a predicted model, not a curated record. The transcript is spliced from 2 exons. Bases 1 to 1239 code for a protein of 412 amino acids. NCBI's taxonomy places the organism in Eukaryota, Fungi, Ascomycota, Dothideomycetes, Botryosphaeriales, Botryosphaeriaceae.